Messenger RNA from Rubroshorea leprosula, 1883 nucleotides. Lineage: Eukaryota; Viridiplantae; Streptophyta; Magnoliopsida; Malvales; Dipterocarpaceae. The record is from the annotation of a GenBank genome assembly.
AAUUUUCCAUUUGCUUCGAAGAAAAAUGCAUUUAAAAAUCCGCAAUAUCCUAAGCUUUUGGGACUACCGAUUCCUACACGAACGUCAAAUCGUCUCCACCAGCCACCGAGUCCUCAACGCUGCAACUCUGCAGCCAAUUUCUAGGGUUCAGGCGGUGAUCGGAUUCUCGUCGUCCGUUUCCGCUUCAACAAUCAUCAUGAACUGCGAAGUUUGUCAACUCAAAGAACUGGAAGUGGAGCACUUUCAGAUACACGAGGUUUUGAGCUGUAUUUUACAUACCAUUGUGUUUCACCGUGCUCUUGGUCUGGUGCGGCCCAAAGACGUUGAUUUGGAACUUUUUGAAAUCACAUAUGUGCAAUGUGGGGAUGCGGAAAUCGAAAAGAAAAUAAGAGAGAAGAUUGAAGAGUUCAUAAGUUGGGUUGAGAAACAUCCAAACAAGAAAAGUCAGAUUUGUUUAUCUUUCUAUGAGGUGAAAAGCAAACAGCAAUCAUGGUUCACUAACAAAACUGAGCGAUUAUAUUGGGAACGGUGGUAUGUUAAUUUGAAUGUGACUCAACACCCAAGGGCACAUUCUGGCAAGUCUCAUCAUUCAAAAGUAGUUGUAGACCCUGGAGAGAGUGAAUCCGAGGAGAGAAGUGUUCGCAGAGCAGCACUUGAAGCAUCUAUCCGGGAGGUUAUGUUUCAAAUUAUAAAGUUUGCCAAUGAGAAGAAAGAUCAUGUUCCAUCCAUAUCUGAGGGCAUCAUCCAUUUUCCCUACGAAAUUACUUUCCCAAGGUCAGCUCUCCUUUUCUUCUGUAGCAUAAUCUCUUUGAGAGCCAAGAGAACUCCUAGAAUGAUAAUUUAUUUCUUGAUUAAUUUACAAAGAGGAAUAUUGUGGUGGGUUAGAUAAGAGGAAAGUUUAUUGGAUUUGUGUGAAAUGUUAAUCAAUGUUACCUGUUUAGCAUAGAUAGUGAAUGUUAGGUCUUUAAGGGACAGUUUAUAUACUUAAGAGUGUGAAAAUGUCAAUCAAUGGUUCCUCUUAUUUCCUUUCUUGAAGCUAAGGCUUUCAUAUUUAUGCUGUUUUGAUUGACUAACUUACUAAAGGAAGCUCAGAGACAAUCAUCCCCCAUUCUCUCAUCUGGUUUAAGCAACACAUCUGUUUUAAGUUACCAGUGUUCUUGUGUUGAGUAACAAGCCAAAAUUUAGUGGGGAAAUGGAAAUGUGUAACUAGGAUCAUUUGACUGCUGGUGAGGCAUUGCUUUUGUUUUGAUAAGAAAUUGUUGCUGCCAACAUUUCUUUUUGUUAGGAAAUUACAGUGAGGAACAUGAUUAGACUGCUGAGUUAACAUUGUGCUGCCAUUACUCAGUUCAUCAGACUCCGCUUUUGGGAUGGACGUGAUCAAGAGGAUGCUUCAAACUGGGCAUCCAACCAUGCUUAGCUGAUUAUCAGACCUGGCAAGCUGAAUCACAUCCCACCAAAAUCUCCUCCAUGGUGAAAAAAAAAAGGUUACUCUUCUCGUAAUUUCCUCAAAUGUGCAUAAAAUUAAUCUUAAGGCCAUAUAUUCCAUGUGAAUAAGAAAAGUGGAACAACAAAAGUAUUUAAUCCAAUGGCUGGUUUCUUUAAUACAUGUGCUGUGUAGCCCAGCUAUCAGGUAUAGAAAACAAUCUUCCCUUUACCUUACUGUGUCCUGUCUAUUGGAGUAUUUAGCAUGGGACAGAGGGAAGCUUCUGGUCGGUACAGUUAGUGUCUAUAUUAUCAAAGAUAGGAUUCUAAUCUGCGUGGCUGGUUGCAUUAUAUUUGUAAAUAUUAUCUCCUUUGUGUGCUUAAUGACAUACCCUUUUCAUACUAUUUAUUUCACAUUCACUGAAACUAUGAAUGCCAUUAUCGUGCUGUAUCAUUUGAAA